Molecule: messenger RNA, 746 nt
Organism: Cryptococcus deneoformans JEC21
Lineage: Eukaryota; Fungi; Basidiomycota; Tremellomycetes; Tremellales; Cryptococcaceae
Product: ADP-ribosylation factor, putative
Exons: 3
Coding region: 89-640 (183 amino acids)
Biological process (GO): protein localization to Golgi membrane; vesicle-mediated transport; intracellular protein transport
Cellular component (GO): trans-Golgi network; cytoplasm
Molecular function (GO): GTPase activity; GTP binding
Source: RefSeq, a predicted model, not a curated record
CGUGGAGGAGGUGGAGGUCACCGCAUCUCCCUUCUCCUCUUGCAUUCACAGCUCUCUAUACUUGUCAACAGCUGCACAUAUACCAACUAUGGGAGUCACAUUCUCAUCUCUCUGGUCACGCCUGUUUGCACGCAAAGAGACCAAAGUCCUCCUCAUUGGUCUCGAUAAUGCCGGUAAAUCAACAAUCCUUUACCGCAUAACAACAGGCGCCGUAGUCGCAUCCGCACCUACAGUAGGAAGCAACCACGAAAUAUACGACUAUAAAGGUGUCCGAUUCGGGCUGAUUGAUAUUGGUGGACAAACGAGCUUGAGGAGUUCAUGGAGUCAGUACUUCAAUGGAACCGAAGCGGUGAUCUUGGUGAUUGAUUCGUGUGAUGGACCAAGAUUGGGGCUGGUGAAGCAAGAGUUGAUGAAGAUUGUUGCAGACGAAUCAUUAUCAACCGCACUUUUGCUUGUACUCGCAAACAAGCAGGAUCUACCAGUGUCUCAAGGUCGUCUCACACCCGCCCAAAUAUCCGAGGCUCUCAGUCUCACAGACCUGCGGCAGAGAGAAUGGCAGAUUAUGGGAUGUAGUGCCCUGACGGGAGCUGGGUUGAUGGAAGGGAUGGACUGGCUCGUCACAAAGUUAGCCGCGCGUUAAAUAGUAAACAGAGUAGUGUAAAUAGUAACGACCGGUAACGCAAUACCUUUCAUGACAAACGCCUAGAAGCACAACGUUGUAGAUGCAUGUCAAAAAUCCGCAAAAU